Cutaneotrichosporon oleaginosum is the source of this 1467-nucleotide messenger RNA. RefSeq lists its product as uncharacterized. The record is from RefSeq and is a predicted model, not a curated record. Gene Ontology annotation, molecular function: carbon-sulfur lyase activity. NCBI's taxonomy places the organism in Eukaryota, Fungi, Basidiomycota, Tremellomycetes, Trichosporonales, Trichosporonaceae.
CUGUCAUCUAUCAUGAUCUGUGAGCUGGCUGGCGACAUGCUCACGCGCCGCCGCGCGCCGAGUUGUCACCACGGUUGUCGCUGUCACCGUCAAGAGUGUUUUGGCUGGCCACCGUCGCCGCCACCUGCCGCGGCAAAUGUCUCGGAGCAGUUUUCAACAUCGAGUCACUAUGGCGUACGGCGUACGUCGCGCGGACGAGCACGUCUGGUGGGUCGGCAUUCCGGGUCGGCCGAAUGGGCGGAAUGCUUGUGUCAUGUCGCAUGCCGCGAUAGUCCAGCUGGUCCAGAGUAAUCGAGAGAAAUGGUCAGCCGAUAGCCGCUAGUGAGCCGCCAGUCCCGCCGAGUCCAGGCGCCUUCCCCCACUCAACAAUCUACUCAGUUCACUCGACGCUGCAUCUCGAAUCUCACCUUUGCUCUCCUCUCAUUAUCCAUCAUGGUGCGUCUCGACGGAAAGUGUAACUGCGGAGCACUCUCCAUUGCCGUCGAGGGUCAUCCCAGCAUCGUCGGUAUCUGCCACUGCACACACUGUCGGCGCUUCACCGGCAACGUCUCGACUUACAUCAUCGCUUUCCCUAUCAACGCCGCGCAGAUCACCGGGCAUCCGGCGCAGUGGACAACGCGUGCGGACUCGGGAUACUAUGCGACCCGCUUCUUCUGCGCCAAGUGCGGCUCGUCGAUGUAUGCGCACCACGACGUGCGCGAUGCCCGUGUUUUCAUUAAUGGAGGUCACUGCACUCCCGGCACGCUUCCCCCGCCUAUGCAGGAGUUCUGGCUACGCUCAUCAGAAACGUGGGACACGGCGCAUCCCAACACGCUCGUCCUCGAACGGCAGAUCACGCCGACACUCGCCGCGCCUUCCCUCCCACGCCGCAUCAGCCCGCCUGUCGGCCUUGUGUGCGGGCCCACCGCUGGCGGAUGUAAUUGCGGCAGGAUCCAGGUGCGCCUGAAGGAGAUUAAGAAGACAAUCAUUUGCCACUGUAGCACUUGCCGGCGUUUCACAGGAAGUGUCUCGGCGUAUCUCAUCACGGCUGCGCGCGACGAGCUCGAGAUCGUCGGGUGUCCGAAGUUGCAUGGCAGCGUGGCUGACUCGGGCAACGCCGUCACGCGCAUGUUCUGCCCCGUGUGCGGAAGCUCUAUCUGCAUCAUGCAGGAUCACAACCCUACCGUCGAAGUUUAUGGCGGCAUCCUCCCGCCCGGUAGUCUUCCUCCGCCCUCCUCAGAGCGGUUCCGCCACAACGCCGAGCCUUGGGCCAAGGUCUACAACUCCGUGAUGACAUCGGCCCGCAGGUCCAUCGAGGGACUUCUGAACACCCCUUGACAUGGUGGCCGUCUUCUCUAAUUCUUAAUAUCGAGAUCCCCCCUUCCUCCCUCCAAUCCCAACUCGAGUCGCGGCCUAGUGUAUCAGUAGCUCACAGUCACAUAUACGCCUAAGCGUAGCUUACAGUCACUAAUAUGCAGAAUGUUGAUA